Molecule: messenger RNA, 360 nt
Organism: Periconia digitata
Lineage: Eukaryota; Fungi; Ascomycota; Dothideomycetes; Pleosporales; Periconiaceae
Source: the annotation of a GenBank genome assembly
CCACGAGUGCUCUUUUCUACAACGUGCAUCCUUGAAGGUAUGUGUAUAAACUCUAGUCUAAUCUCAACAUUUAGAUCAUUUUCUCAUCUUCUCCGGAAUCGUCCGCAUGCAUAUCCGGAUUGUUGCCUUCCUGCGCAAGACUUGAUCCACCUUUCACGCGGAUUAUACCGACUGUUUUUACCACUAGAAACCCAGGAUACAAAGCGUUAUUUCCAUCACGCGAAGAUCCAGACUGUGCUGAUAGCUGGUUGGAACAAUGCCAUUCGUAAAACACUGCCUAGCAGCUUCAAUUUCUCUCCCGAGAGUAGAAUAUCGCACGAAAACCACAGCUUCUUAAACAGAUAUCCAACAAGCCACUAG